Molecule: messenger RNA, 1602 nt
Organism: Spodoptera littoralis (African cotton leafworm)
Lineage: Eukaryota; Metazoa; Arthropoda; Insecta; Lepidoptera; Noctuidae
Source: the annotation of a GenBank genome assembly
AUGCUACCGGAUUCCUUCAAGAACCGGUUGAUCCAAUGGCUGGAGGACCACAGGGAGUUCGUGGUGGCAGUGUUCUGUCUGCCGGCGAGCUUUAUAUUCACCAUACUGAUGAGAGUGAAAGCAUACCUGCGGUGGCUCACCAGCGACCCUCAGAGACAUGACAGCGCCGUCAGGCUGAUUCAGAGUCAGGUACAACAAUGGAACAAGCUGUCUCCAAAAGACCGGCGACUGCUCUGCACCUCGCGACCGAACUGGCUGUCACUGUCUACGACCUUCUUCCAGAAACACCUGCAUCAUCGGGUUCCUAUACCUCUGUACGAUAUUCUAGAGCUGAACGAGGAAGCCAUGACAGUUAGGGUCGAACCUAUGGUCACCAUAGGAGAUAUUACCGAGUUCCUCAUUCCUAAAGGGUAUUCGCUGGCAGUCACUAUUGAGCUGGUGGAUGCUACUUUAGGAGGUUUGGCAUUCGGCACAGGAAUGUCGACUCACUCCCAUAAAGCAGGACUCUACCACGAGACCAUCACAAGCUACGAAGUGGUCCUAGGUGACGGGUCACUCGUCACCGCCACCGCAGACAACGAGCACGCCGACCUUUACAAGGCCCUUCCUUGGUGCCACGGCAGCCUCGGCUUCCUCGUCGCUUUGACGCUCAAAAUCGUCAAAAUAAAACCCUACAUCAAAAUCAAGUACAUCCCAGUCAAAGGACAGAAGAAAUACUGCGACAUGAUUCGUGAACUUUCUGGAACUUACGAAGCUAAACCGAAGGUGUUCCCCGAUUACAUCGAGGGCACGAUAUACAACAAAGACGAGGCUGUCAUCAUGGUCGGCGACUAUGCCGACUAUGACCCAAAAAUACCAGUGAACAGCUGUUCCAAGUGGUACAAGCCCUGGUUCUACAAGCACGUGGAAACAUUUUUGGAGAAAGGAGAGGCUGAGGAGUUGAUACCUUUGAGAGACUACCUACUGAGACAUAACAGAGCUAUAUUCUGGGUGGUGGAAGACAUGUUGUCGUUUGGGAAUGACACGUUGUUCCGGUAUUUGUUCGGAUGGCUCCUGCCUCCGAAGCCUGCCUUCCUAAAGUUCACCACAACUCCUGGAGUACGAGCCUACACGUUCACCAAGCAAGUCUUCCAGGAUAUUGUCCUGCCGAUCAAAGAGCUUGAAAGACAGAUCGAGAUAGCGAGCGUGCUGUUCGAGAAGUUCCCUCUACUAGUGUAUCCUUGCAAAAUUAUUGACCACGGUCCAUCGUCUGGUCAACUGAAAAGGCCUGACGCGAAGUAUUUGGUUCCAGGAACUAACUACGCGAUGUAUAAUGACUUGGGAGUAUAUGGGGUGCCGGGGAGGGUGAAGGAGAAGAAGCCUUACAACCCUGUGACCGCUAUGAGGAAGAUGGAGGAGUUCACGAGGGAAGUGGGAGGUUACUCGUUCCUCUACGCUGACAUCUUCAUGACUCGCGAAGAAUUCGAAGUAAUGUUUGACCUGUCACUGUAUGAACAAGUCCGGAAGAAGUACUACGCUAAUGGCGCGUUCCCACACUUGUAUGACAAGGUCAAGCCCGAGAUCAAUGUGUUCGAGAUUGGAGAGAGCAAUGCUAUUGGUUAA